Molecule: messenger RNA, 6033 nt
Organism: Bactrocera neohumeralis
Lineage: Eukaryota; Metazoa; Arthropoda; Insecta; Diptera; Tephritidae
Exons: 2
Coding region: 694-3156 (820 amino acids)
Biological process (GO): regulation of transcription by RNA polymerase II
Cellular component (GO): aryl hydrocarbon receptor complex; cytoplasm; transcription regulator complex
Molecular function (GO): DNA-binding transcription factor activity, RNA polymerase II-specific; protein dimerization activity; RNA polymerase II cis-regulatory region sequence-specific DNA binding
Source: RefSeq, a predicted model, not a curated record
UCUAGAGUAGUAUAAAAGUUGUAUUGAUACAAAAAUAUUAUUAUUCGCUAUGAAAGUAUGUAAUAUAUAUACUAUAUAUGUAUAUACAUAUAUAGCAUAAAGUAGGUAAACAAUUAUUAAUCGCUUGCAUUCAUAAAAUGUUUGCUAUAUUGCAAUCACUCUGUAUUUUUAUACUUGAUAAACUGUCAUGCCAACAACGUUGCUAACCCUGUUCAGAUGAAAUCAAAGAAGCAGGCAUAACAAAACAAGAAUUUUCCAUUUGAAGUGUUUGAUAAAAGAGAAUCAGAAAAGGUGAAAAACGCUCAUAUCGGUGAAAAAUCUGUGAAAACUAUUAAUCACGAAUUUGUGUGAAGUUAGCAACGCGCUUGAAAUUUUUAUUAGUUAUAAAUUGGAUCUAUGACGAGUAGUACGUAAAAAAGUGAGAACGGACACGCAACCAAACAAGAAAAAGAAAACAUUGAAUAAGAUUUUAAGAGGGGUGUGCGGUGCGUGCGGCGGUAUCCAGACCUAUAGAAGUGAGACCUUGAGAAAAAAUACGACGAAUAUUGCUUAGGACAGUGUAGGGCGAAGCACCAAGGAAUGGCGUAUGAUCUCCAGCAGCCAUUGUGAAUACAAAAAAAUCGGAAAAGUUAAUAAUUAUUUUACAAGUGAAAACUAGUUGUAGAGAUAUUGUACGAAAAGUGUUUGUCCAUAAUGCCAAAAGUAAUGGGAUCAAUUGAUGCGGAAGGGAAUGUGACAGCCGGGUCACAUAGUGGACGUGAGGCACGCAAUUUAGCCGAAAAGCAACGCCGGGACAAAGUAAAUGCAAGUAUACGGGAACUAGCUAACAUAGUGCCACAGGCGGCGGAUUCAUCGCGACGAUUAGACAGGACCGGUAUACUAAGGUGUGCAGCGCAUGGCUUUCGUUUGCAAUACAUAUUUGGUAAAUCAGUGCCAAGAAAACAGACAAUGACAGAGCUCUCACAAGAUCCGAAUUUUGCGGAUGCGUUGACAUACUUAUUAGACAGCUUCUUUAUAACACUAACCUGUCAUGGACAAAUUGUCGUAGUAUCAAACAGUGUGGAGAAAUUACUCGGACAUUGUCAAUCGGAUCUCUAUGGACAAAAUAUACUGAGCAUAACACAUCCAGACGAUCAUCCGAAUAUGCUGCAACAACUAAUACCACGUGACAUGGAAGCGCUAUUCCGUUGCAGUCACGAAUAUCAAAUGCAGCAGCAAAAUAAUGAUAGUAACAGCAAUGAAAACACUGAUACGUUUUUGAAAGACAUCAAUGAACGCUUGCGUAAUGAUAAGCGUUCAUUUGUUGUACGUUUAGCACGGGCGGGUACACGUUCAGAGGCGAAUCGGAAGUAUGAAUUGGUCCGAAUUGAUGGCUGUUUUCGACGCAGCGACUACUCUUGCUCAAAUGGCACAUUUCCUAUUGUUUCACAUGUUUUGCGGCGAACACGUUACAAUGGCACUGAAGGUGUCCAUGCAAUGCAGCAUGAUGUUAUAGCACAAGCCGCACUGCACGGCAUAAGUGGCAACGAUGUGGUGCUUGUAGCUAUGGCACGCAUCAUACAUACACCAAAGAUUACCCAUUAUCUAACGAGCGAGAAUAGCGGACGCAUGGAAUAUAGAACACGGCACUUAAUAGACGGACGAAUAAUUGACUGUGAUCAGCGUAUCGGGCUGGUGGCUGGAUACAUGAGAGAUGAGGUCUACAAUCUUAGCCCGUUCUCUUUCAUACACCACGAUGAUGUGCGCUGGGUAAUUGUUGCGUUACGCCAGAUGUACGACAAUUUUGACGAGCAAGGUGAAAGCUAUUAUCGCCUACUCACACGGAAUGGAACCUUUAUUUAUCUGCAUUCGCAGGGUUACUACGAUACCGUAGACACCGAGCGUAAUGUCUACUCUUUCGUUUGCAUCAACACGCUGUUGGAUGAGGAGGAGGGCCGUUAUUACAUGGAGGAUAUGAAGCGACGCUUUUCUACAAUUAUACAUUCGAAUUUGCCCAUCUCUUCAACGGUGGAUGCACCUGCCUCUCACGAUCCCGUACGUUUGGAACGCAGUGUAAUGUUUUUAAUUGACAAUUUACAAACACGUCGUACGCAAGGUAAUGGCACAGGCUGCGGUGAAGAUACCGCUACACAGGCAGACAAUGAGCGAACAAAAAGUCGACGUCUGAUGUUGGUGCCGCCGGAAGUCUCCUCGGUGCGCAGCUCAAUCAUGCAAUCGUUGUCCGUGGUGAAUAUUGCUGCUAAGAAUUUGCGCAGAAAUAUACGACGAAAAGCGCGUAGAGAUUUGCGUAGAGCGCAAAGAGGGCCGCAAAGCUGCAGCGAUAGCAGUGAUACAUCCAUCUCAAUAGAUAGCAGUGAUGAAGAUGUUGCGAAUGAUCAAAACACUGCUUCGUCCGAUUCCAUGUACAUAGAUGCAACGCAAGCGAAUUUGAUGCGGCCAAGCGUGCUGCAGAUGAAUACAGGGGCAUCCACAAGUCAGCGGAGCGCGCUGGAACAGCGCCUAACUGCAUCGACAAAUGGUGAAUUCGAUGUGAACAAUGCAACACAUACACCCGCGUUAAAGCGUGCACGUGCAACGGUAAUGGCAGCUAGUUGUAGCAGCGGCAAUUGCAGCGGUGGCAAAAAAAAGAGCACCAAAAUAUACAUUGAAGAAAUCAUUCAUCAACCGAAAACUUGCAUGAGCACGCUACUAACGCCACCCGCAACCACUAUGCCAAUUGCAAGUACGACAGAAAUCCAUGAAGUCAUCAACAAUUCUUUGGAGAACAUCGAUCAGUCACUGCAGAGCAUACAAGCGAAUGCACGCAAUUUGUGCCAACAACAUGCGCAAUUUUUGCCUCUAAAUGUGCCACAGAACUUCAAUCAGCAACUGGAUGAGAUUAUUGUGGAACAUCAGCGUCAAGCUGAGCAGCUCAUUAAUAUCAGAAAUGAGUACGAUGUACAUUUGCAGCAACAGUUGACGCCACACCAACCGCCCGAGUUACAACAAACACAAUUGCCCGCAUUUGAUGACUUAGCUGCUAUAGAUCUACCGCUAUUGCCGCAGUUGGUAUUUCCCGGCGAUGAACAACCGCCGCACAUCGAUGCUGUGCCAAAUGCCAGCAAUUAUAUAGAGGCGAGUGCUACAAUCCUUAGUGAGUUGGAAAAGCGGCUAUAGUGUGUGUGCCAAGUUUGGCCGUGGUGGCUGGUCACUACUGUGACAAUAACAUUGUUGUAAGAGUUAUUUGCGUAUACGCAGCGGUGGCGCCGACACCUUCCAUUUGUGUCACAACACAGCGUAGUGUAACCGGAGCUGGUGAGUGUGCAGCUAUUUUGUGUCUCAUCGUGUUAAUUCAACUACAAAAACACUUCAAACAACAAAAAGAAAAGUUCAAAACAAAACUAAUUCACUAACAAACAAUUUUCCAAACAACAUUGAUAUAGUGUGCCAGGUGGUGGCGUAGAGCAUAUUUUUGGUGAUUUCACUACAAAGAACAAAAAAAUAUUAAACUAUGUGGUGGCUUAGUAGGAUAUUAGUACACUUAACCUAACUGGUGUUGAGAAUUGUUGGCGUGCAGUUAAGAUAACAAAAAAGAGUUAUAAUGUGUUGAGGCAAAUAAGAAACAAAAUGCAGCAAUUAAUUGACAUUGAAAGUGAAGAAAAAAGUGUAAAGAAAGUUUUAAUAAUUGCACAAUAAUAAAGUCUUGAUAUUGUAUAACGGGUUUUCAAGUGAUUGUGCGUUUUCUGUGCACAAAUGCCGGCACGAGCUUAUCGAGUUAAAAAUAGAUAAGCAAGUAGCUUUGAACAGGAAAUGCUAUAUGCGCAGAAUGUUUAAAUGUGGAACAUUUUUUACUAAAUAAGCCUAUCGCAGAAUCUGUGAGUUACAUAAUACAAAAUGUAUCAUUCGAACAUUGUGUUUUUUUAAUUGAACAUUUUUAUAGAAAGUGCAAGUGAUAGUGCAAAUAAAUUUUAUAAUUUAAUAUAAAAAACAAAAUUUUUUAAAAUAAUUUGAUAACAUUUUUUAAUUCCCUUAUACUUUGUGUAAAAAAAAAGUUUACUGUGGUUUUCAACAACAUAAAACCAAGUGCCAGCUAAAUUUAUAAAAAACAAUUCUAAAUGCAUUAUGAAGUAGUCAUUUACAUUUUUUUUGUAAUAUUUGCAUUUUAUAAAUUUUGCGAUUAGAAACCCAAGAAUAACCAAAUAAAAAAAUAUUAAAAAAGUGCUAAUAAAUUUUUUUGAGUUCAAAAUAAUUAAACGAAAAUUCUACAAUUUUAAUAUUUUUCAUAAAUUAUGGCAAACAAAUCCAUACAAAAUUUGAAAAUUUUUUUAAAGUAAAUUUCGCUUUGAAACAAGUUGAAAUGAAAAAUUAAUAAAUUAUAUGAUUGUUCAGAAAAAAUAGAAUAAAUAAAAAACAAGUUUGGCUAAUAAACACUUGUGGUAACAGUCUUUAAAAACAUUACACUAACAUUGAAAGAAUAGAAAUUUCUUAAGAAGAAUCUAUAAAAAAACACAUAAAUAUUAAAAAAUCUCAAAUUUAUUUGACAAUUGAUUGAGAAAUCGCGUAGACAGCUAUGCAAACAAUUUAUUCAGCAAAUUUAAAAAAAAUGUAUAAAACCGACAACGAGAGCGGUGGUUUGAUAAUAAAAAAUGUAAUAUGCAAUAUUGGCCAAAAGUAAGAGCUUGCGCAGAGUAUUUUUUAUAUAUAUUCGACAAUUUAUAAUAUUAAAAAUUAUAUUUUUUAUAAAAAAUAAGCGAAAUCAAAUUAAGAAGAUAUUUUUCUUUACAAAAGCAAAUAAUUAAUUAAUGGUACUAAGAUAAGAAAUCAUUGAAAGACUAAUAAUUUUAGCGUGCUGUGCAAGUUUUGAAAAGAUUUUUUACAAAAAGUAUAAACAAACAUCUUGAGAGAUAGAAUGAACAAUGUACCCAAAAAAGUAUGUGAAUAUACAUACAUGACAUUUAUUUAAAAAUAAUAUACAUAUGUAUGUAUAUGUGUACACAUAUAAAAAUUUUGCUUGGAAAUUAUAUACAACAUAAUAUACAUAUGUAUAAUAUAUAACGCGGUUCGGUAAAAAAUAUAUAACAAAAAAAAUAUAUAUAUAUUUGCUUCAAAAAUAAUGAUGAGAGAUAAUAAUAAGGUUUUUAAAAAAAUUUGCUUGCAUAUUUAACUUUUAUACAAAACAAAAAACCUAAGAGACAACCUACGACGUCUUGGCUUCCCAAAAACCCAGAAUAAAACUUGUCAACGUAUUUUUACUCCAAACGCUUUAACUGCAAAAAAUUCUCAACACAUAAAUAUAAACAAAAAAUUGUUAUAUGUAUAUUUUAUUUUUAAAACUAUAUAUUUUAUAAAAUAUUUUAUAUCACUAAUAAUUUUUAAUGCAGGUUUUAGAAAUAUGUUUCUAAUGUAUUGUUUUAUAUUUUAUUUUAUAAUCGUUUUUCUUAUACAACAUUAACAUAAACCUUAAGUUUACAAACAAUUAAGUGCAGCAAAACUUGGAAAAUUUAUAUAUUAUUAUUUUUUGCAUUGUUUUUUAUUAUUUAAUUUUAAUUAUUUUUUCUAAGCAGUAAUUAAGUUGUGAAAAAGUAAACCCAAAUGAUUGACGAAAUUUUAUGGCAAAGCAAAAUGAGUACAUUUAAGUAAUAUCACUGUUUUUAUUAUGCACACAUCCACACAUCAAUAUGUAUACACGUUUUUAGCUGUUAAUGGUAUAUCUUAAACGAAUAAAACCAAAUAGUUUUUCACUAAGAAAAGCUUACAAUAAAAAUAUGUAUAAUAAAAACUUAUAUAUACAUAUAUUUAUGCAUGCAAAUCUAUGUAAAUAUGUAUGUAUAACUCUGCGAGUAUAUGUGCGUGUCGAAAGCCAUAUUUGGAGCGUAUUUAAGGUGCGGUGCUGUUUAUACAAUAUUUUGCACAUAAGAGGAGUAAUAUAGAAAGCGUAAGAUAUACAAAUAUAUACAUACAUAUGUGUAACGUGGAACUCGUACUAUUUUUAUUAAUUGUAAUAAUAUAAGUAAUAAACUUAAAAAUAAUAAAGGAAUAUGUCAUUCGCAAAAA